This is a messenger RNA of Malassezia sympodialis ATCC 42132, 753 nucleotides long. NCBI's taxonomy places the organism in Eukaryota, Fungi, Basidiomycota, Malasseziomycetes, Malasseziales, Malasseziaceae. The record is from the annotation of a RefSeq genome assembly.
AUGGUGCAGAGUGCGAUCCAAUUCCUCGAGGACCCCAAGAGCUCGCCGGUGUCGCAGCGGAUCAGCUUUCUUGAGUCGAAGGGGCUGACGCCGCAGGAGAUUGAUGUGGCGCUCGGCCAUGCGGGGCGCGCUGGCGCAGCGCUCCCGCAGCGUGCGCCGUACCCGAUGAUGCCGGCGUACCCGCCCGCACGCGCGCAGCGCGACUGGCGCGACUGGUUCAUUAUGGCGGUGGUGUCCGGCACGGUCGGCUACGGCGUCGCCGCCCUGGCGCGGCGCUACCUGUACCCGCAUCUGCAGCCGCCGAACCAGACGGCGCUUGAGGAAGAGCGCGAUGCGCUGGCGGCCAAGUACGACGAGGUCGCGCUGCACCUCGAGGAGCUCGACCAGACGACGGAGGCCAUGAGCCAGGGUCUCGCGGCGCAGCAGGCGGCCAUUGCCGCGAGCGUGCAGGGCGUGAAUGAUAUGGUCGCUGACGCGCGUGAGCGCGAGGAGCGCCGCGACAAGGACAUGGACAAGAUGCGCGACGAUGUCGAGGAGCUGCGGACAGACGUCGAGGGCAUGUUCGACCGCGCGCGCCAGGCGCAGGUCUCGGCGCUGUCGGAGCUGCAGUCGGAGCUCAAGUCGCUCCGCUCGCUGCUCGUGUCGCGGGGCGGGCUGUCUGCCAGCAGCGCAGAGCCGGCCGCGGACGACGCGCCGCCUGCGCGCGCUGCGCCUUCGAUCCCGGCCUGGCAGCUUGCCGAGCCAAACGAGUAG